Molecule: messenger RNA, 1413 nt
Organism: Aspergillus calidoustus
Lineage: Eukaryota; Fungi; Ascomycota; Eurotiomycetes; Eurotiales; Aspergillaceae
Source: the annotation of a GenBank genome assembly
AUGCAAAGACCCCUUGUUGCCGUCGUUGGCGCCACAGGCACAGGCAAAUCCAAGCUUGCAGUUGAUAUCGCUUCCCGAUAUAAUGGCGAAAUCAUCAACGGCGAUGCGAUGCAAAUGUACCGCGGCUUGCCCAUCAUCACGAACCAGAUCCCUGUCGAAGAACGCAACGGUAUACCGCAUCAUCUGAUAAGUUGCAUCGAUCUGGAGCAGGAGCCAUGGCGGAUCAACUUCUUUCGAACCGAAUGUUUACGCCUUGUCGAUGAUAUCUAUGCGCGCGGGAAACUCCCAAUCCUUGUUGGGGGCACACAUUACUAUACCCAGUCAGUGUUGUUCCAGGAUCAACUGGUGGAAAAGGAGUCGGUAUCAUCGGAUGACGAAAGCGAGUUGUGUCCAGCAGAGGAUGUCGACUCCGCGGUAAAGUGGCCUAUUCUCGAUGCGGAGCCGGAGGUGGUUAUGGAGAAAUUGCGAGAGGUCGAUCCUGCCAUGGCGGACCGUUGGCAUCCGAAAGAUACGCGCAAGAUUCGACGGUCAUUGGAAAUCUUCUUUCAGACAGGCAGGCCGGCCUCACAAGUGUAUGCUGAGCAACGGUGGUUGAAGCAAGCCGCCAGGGAGAAUAAUAGUUCUGCCCCUGGCCCUGGACAGCUUCGGUGCAAUACCAUCAUAUUCUGGGUCCACUCAGAAAAGUCUAUCCUAAAUGAGCGUUUGAAUAAACGUGUGGAUGUCAUGGUUGAACAAGGACUAAUGUCCGAAGCAAGAACCAUGUCGGACUAUAUUCGGGAGAAAGCUGCUCAGGGGGUUACCGUGGACCAGACACGAGGUGUAUGGAUUUCCAUUGGUUUCAAAGAACUGGCGCCGUAUCUUGAAGCACUCGAUAAUGGGUCUUUGGAUGAAAAGAAACUGGAAGCCCUCAAACAGGAAUGUAUCGAGCGAGUCAAGACUGCCACACGUCAGUAUGGAGGGUCACAAGUUAAGUGGAUCCGCAAUAAAUUAUGGACUGCACUUGCAGAUGCAGGGAUGGUCAACCGACUUUAUCUAUUGGAUAGCACCGACGUUGAGAAGUGGAUGGAAAACAUUACCGAACCGUCAGACCGUCUUGUCGCGGCGCUAUUAAAACACGAGCCCCUUCCUGACCCCAAGUCGCUCUCGGAGCUGGCAAGAAGGACCCUAGAGGCAAAGGAAGCAGAGCCAGCACCAGUGGAUCCAAGCACCGCAAAAACCAUUACCUGUGAUGUUUGCCGCAGAAUAUUAACAAACGAGAGGGAAUGGAACAUCCAUAUCCACGGAGGUGCUCAUAAAAGGGCUGUCAGGAGUCAAGCAAGAAGGGCAGCACGGGAUGCGUAUCUACUACAGAAACGACAAGAAAGUCCACAAAGUGGCCACGCAGUUUCACAGGACGGUUCUAGUCCAUUCUGA